Molecule: messenger RNA, 3207 nt
Organism: Trichomycterus rosablanca
Lineage: Eukaryota; Metazoa; Chordata; Actinopteri; Siluriformes; Trichomycteridae
Gene: tubgcp4
Product: tubulin gamma complex component 4
Exons: 17
Coding region: 9-2006 (665 amino acids)
Biological process (GO): microtubule nucleation; mitotic cell cycle; cytoplasmic microtubule organization
Cellular component (GO): spindle pole; equatorial microtubule organizing center; centrosome
Molecular function (GO): microtubule minus-end binding; gamma-tubulin binding
Source: RefSeq, a predicted model, not a curated record
CAGUAAAUAUGAUCCACGAGUUGUUGCUUGCUUUAAGCGGAUAUCCCGGAACUAUAUUAACUUGGAAUAAACGCAAUGGUUUGCAGGUGUCUCAGGACCUGCCGUUUCUCCAUCCCAGUGAAACGAGCAUUUUGAACCGUUUGUGCAAGAUGGGCACGCACUACGUCCGCUUCACAGAGUUUAUAGAGCAACACACAGGUCAUGUCCACCAGCAAGAGCACCAGCCAAACCAAAGUGGACUUCAUGGGAUCUACCUGCGAGCUUUCUGUACCGGCCUUCAUUCAAUGUUACAACCCUACCGACAAGCCUUACUGGAUCUAGAACAGGAGUUUCUUGGUGAUCCACAUCUUUCCAUUUCUCACGUGAACUACAAACUAGAACAGUUUCAGUUGCUGUUCCCAUCUGUGAUGGUUGUUGUGGAGACCAUCAAAUCUCAAAAGAUUCAUGGCUGCCAGAUUCUGGAGACUGUUUAUAAGCACAGCUGUGGAGGACUGCCUCCUGUUCGGAUGGCUUUAGAAAAGAUUCUUGCAGUUUGCCAUGGUGUGAUGUACAAGCAGUUGGCAGCGUGGAUGUUACAUGGGUUGCUCCUGGAUCAGAGUGAGGAGUUCUUUGUGAAGCAGGGUCCCAGCGCAGGAGGGGCUGCAGCAGCACAGGAGGAAGAGGAAGAGGACCUUGGCAUUGGAGGGCUGAGUGGGAAACAGCUUAGGGAGCUGCAAGAUUUGAGACUGAUUGAGGAGGAGAACAUGCUCGCCCCCUCAUUGCAGCAGUUCUCUUUGCGCGUCGAGAUGCUUCCGUCAUACAUUCCUGUCCGAGUGGCUGAAAAAAUUCUCUUUGUUGGGGAAUCAGUGCAAAUGUUUGAGAACCACAACCAGAGCCCGUCCAGAGCUGGUUCCAUACUGAAACACCAAGAGGACACAUUUGCUGCAGAGCUUCACAGACUCAAACAGCAGCCACAUUUUAGCCUGGUGGAUUUUGAAAAUGUAAUUGAUGGGAUUCGAAGCACAGUUGCUGAGCACCUUUGGACUUUGAUGGUGGAGGAAUCUGAUCUUUUGGGACAACUCAAGAUUGUAAAGGAUUUUUAUUUGCUUGGACGUGGUGAGCUGUAUCAAGUGUUCAUUGACCUUGCCCAACAUAUGCUUAAGACCCCACCGUCAGCUGUAACAGAACAUGAUGUGAAUGUGGCCUUCCAGCAAGCUGCUCACAAAGUUCUACUUGAUGAUGACAACCUGUUACCACUACUGCACCUCACCGUUGAUUACCAGAAGAAAGACUCCAAGGAGGCCACUGGGAAUCGAGAGGGCACAACUCCUCCUCAGGACACAUCUCCUCGAGAGUCUCCUUCCACCGGCUGGGCAGCACUGGGUUUGACUUACAAAGUGCAGUGGCCAUUGCACAUCCUCUUUACUCCUGCUGUACUAGAAAAGUAUAACGUGGUGUUUCGUUACCUGCUCAGUGUGCGAAGGGUGCAGUCGAAGUUGCAGCACUGCUGGGCCGUGCAAAUGCAGCGUAAACACCUCAAGUCCAACAAAACCGACGCUGUGAAAUGGAGGCUGCGCAACCACAUGGCUUUUCUAGUAGAUAACCUACAGUAUUACUUACAGGUGGAUGUUUUGGAGUCUCAGUUCUCUCAGCUCCUGCAGCAUAUCAACUCGACACGAGACUUCGAAAGCAUCCGACUGGCUCAUGAUCAUUUCCUUAGUAAUCUGUUAGCCCAGUCCUUCAUUCUUCUCAAACCAGUGUUUCACUGUUUGAACGAGAUUCUGGAUCUUUGUCACAACUUCUGCUUGCUGGUGAGUCAAAACCUGGGGCCGCUGGACGAGAGAGGAGCAGCUCAGCUAGACGUCAUGGUGAAGGGUUUUAGCCGCCAAUCAUUCCUGCUCUUCAAGAUCCUUUCCAGUGUGCACAACCACCAGAUCAACUCUGACCUGGCUCAGCUGCUUCUACGGCUCGACUACAACAAAUACUACACCCAGUCUGGAGGAACUCUGGGAAGUUUUGGACUCUGAGGUUGAACAGGAAGCAGAAUCACUGCAGUGUUCUACUUGUAAAUAUGAUUUGAUGUAAUAUAUGGUAACAUCUGUAUUAAUUACAAAAGUAUUAAACAUGUCUAUGGUUCUGCACAAUGAAAAACAAAGUGUAAAUUAAUUGUACAGAAGCGAGACUGGAUUAGAAUGAGACACGUGGUUUAUUACUUAAUAAAAACAGUUUAAAACUAUGUACAGUAAAGACAGGCAAUGCUAAAACAGUACAAUACAUUAAAAAGAACAGGAUCUAAGAGGAAUAAUUGAGAUGGUACUCAGGUUGGCUGUCGUAGGCCUGGCGUUCUCCACAGAUCACACACUGGACCAGCCAUUCCAGUGACACCACUGGAGUACCAGCAUCCUUCGCGCUCUUCAGCACAUCUGCAGGACAUGAGGACGCUGACACCACUACAUCAAACUUCUGUUCUGGAGCAUCUAUGAGGCAGGAUACAGAGCACAGUGUGGUAAAACAGAAACGAGUACGUUUAUGAAGAUUCGUUUAGUGUCUUAGCAUCUGAACAAGGCAGCACUUACUGGAACUGUUGCUGUUAUGUUGCUGGACCUUCGCUGCUCCACAUAUGGUUAGCAAAGCAGUCCACAGGUCCUUCCGGUCUUCUGAAACUAGCAGGACCUUUAAAGCUUUGAAUGGGUUGCAGCGUGCAUGCCUGCAUUAAAAUGCAUUGAGAUUUAGGACACAAUCAUAAUGCCUACUUACAUAAAAAUGUAAAAAUGUUUCAGCUGGUCUGUUUGUUACAUUCAUCACACUGUGAUUAUUCCAUUGUGUAGUUACACUCACCAAGCACUUUAUUAGGUACACCUGUCUGGUAGGCACUUUAAUUUAUUAUCUUAUUGGUGGACCAUUCUCAGCACAUAAAUUACACUAAGCUGGUAAAGGCCUGGUAGUUUAUCAGGUGCAGCAGGAUUUUUUUUUUAAACAGCUCAAUGCUGAGAGGAGAAUAACAGCCAAGUAGACAGUAUAUGUAUAACCAAAGUUCGUCUAUAUGACGUAAUUAUAAAAUAAUCAUGUACAUACCAGACCAGGUUUACCUAAUAAAAUUCUUGGUGAGUGUAUUUGAUAAUGUAAAGUACUCACAAAAAUCUGUAUAUAAUUAUAACUUACAUGCAUUAAUGUUAUUGAGCUUGUAAAAAUUGUUUGCAAUAAAUGUUCUCUCUGGGUUGCAUUGAA